AUGUCUGAAGCUACUUCUACCAGAAAGAGAUCAUUCAAGGCCUUCUCUUACAGAGGUGUCGACCUCAAGGACCUUUUGGAGCUCUCCACCGAGGACUUCGCUAAGUUGGCCCACGCCCGUGUCAGAAGAAGAUUCCAAAGAGGUUUGAACCAAAAGCCAUACGGUUUGAUCAAGAAGUUGCGUGCUGCUAAGCUCGCCGCUGAGCCAAAUGAGAAGCCAGCUGUUGUCAAGACCCACUUGAGAAACAUGGUUGUCGUUCCAGAGAUGAUUGGUUCCGUCGUUGGUGUUUACAACGGUAAGACCUUCAACCAAGUUGAGAUUAAGCCAGAGAUGGUUGGUCACUACUUGGGUGAGUUCUCCAUCACUUACACCCCAGUUAGACACGGUAGAGCUGGUGUUUCUUCCAACAGAUUCAUCCCAUUGCGUUAAGAUACUGUCAUUGGUUUGGUUUGUAUAUUUACUGAAAAAACGUUAAUGAAAGAUUGCUCUCACUUUGUAGGCUAC
Messenger RNA from Williopsis jadinii, 504 nucleotides. It is a transcript of the gene RPS15, whose product is annotated as 40S ribosomal protein uS19. Gene Ontology annotation, cellular component: ribosome; cytosolic small ribosomal subunit. The record is from RefSeq and is a predicted model, not a curated record. Gene Ontology annotation, biological process: translation; ribosomal small subunit assembly. Gene Ontology annotation, molecular function: RNA binding; structural constituent of ribosome. Lineage: Eukaryota; Fungi; Ascomycota; Saccharomycetes; Phaffomycetales; Wickerhamomycetaceae. The transcript is spliced from 2 exons. The coding region runs from base 1 to 429 and encodes 142 amino acids.